Varanus komodoensis (Komodo dragon) is the source of this 1680-nucleotide messenger RNA. Its product is annotated as keratin, type II cytoskeletal 5-like. Gene Ontology annotation, biological process: keratinization; intermediate filament organization. Gene Ontology annotation, cellular component: keratin filament. The coding region runs from base 1 to 1680 and encodes 559 amino acids. The transcript has 10 exons. NCBI's taxonomy places the organism in Eukaryota, Metazoa, Chordata, Lepidosauria, Squamata, Varanidae. The record is from RefSeq and is a predicted model, not a curated record. Gene Ontology annotation, molecular function: structural constituent of skin epidermis.
AUGAGCCGGCAGUUCAGUUCCAGAUCCUUUUCGACAGGUGGAAGGGGCUACUCUGUCUCUGGCAGUGGCUUCCGAGUGGGCAGCAGCUCGACUUCGGUCCUUCCAGGGGGAGUUUACACAGGUGGCUUUGGCAGCAGAAGUCUCUACAGCCUCGGGGGAAGCAAGCGGAUAUCCCUGGGCCUAACUUCUGCUGGUUCCCGAGCAGGCUUUGGCGGUGGUGCUGGCUUUGGCGGUGGUGUUGCCCUGGGCAGUGGCGUUGGCCUGGGCGGUCCUCUUGGUGGUGGUGGAUAUGCCUUCCCAGGCCCAGCACCUGGGCGAAUACACAAUGUCAUUGUCAACAAGAACCUCCUGGCUCCUCUGAACAUGGAAAUUGAUCCUGAGAUCCAAAGGGUUCGGGUGCAAGAGAGGGAACAGAUCAAGACCCUCAACAACAAGUUUGCCUCUUUCAUUGACAAGGUGCGAUUUCUUGAGCAACAGAACAAAGUGCUGGAGACCAAGUGGGACCUGCUGUGCCAGCAGGGCAGCCCAGCUCUGAGAGACAACAUAGAACCCCUCUUCGAGGUCUACAUUGAAAACCUCCGGAAGCAGCUUGAGAGCCUCAUCGGUGAUAAAAAUCACCUGGACGUUGAAUUGAAGAACACGCAACAGCUUGUGGAGGAUUUCAAGAACAAAUAUGAGGAUGAAAUUAACAAACGUACAGCUUGUGAGAAUGACUUCGUGGUGCUCAAGAAGGAUGUUGAUGGCUCCUACAUGCACAAGAUAGACUUGGGAUCCAAGGUUGAUUCUUUGAUACAGCACAUCCAGUUCUUAAAAACACUCUUUGAGGAGGAAAUAGCUCAGGUCCAGUCGCAGGUUCAGGAGACCAAUGUUAUCCUACAAAUGGACAACAACCGAAGCCUGAACCUGGAAAGCAUCAUUGAAGAAGUCAGAGCUCAGUAUGAAGAAAUUGCCAGAAGGAGCAGGGCCGAGGCCGACACCUGGUACCAAAGCAAGUUCGAGGAACUGCAGACAACAGCUUACAAACACGGCAAUGAAUUGAAAUCCACGAAAGAUGAGAUUGCAGAAAUGAGCCGGGUUGUCCAAAGACUUCGCUCUGAAAUUGAAAUAGUGAAGAAAGCGGUCAACGGCCUGCACUCUUCCAUCGCAGAAUGUGAGCAACGUGGGGAACUGGCCCUCAAAGACGCGCAGACGAAGCUGCUUGACCUGCAGACGGCCCUCGCCAAAUCCAAGGACGAGCUGGCUCGCCUGCUGCGGGACUACCAGGAGCUGUUGAAUUUGAAGCUGUCCUUAGACGUGGAGAUCGCCACCUACAAAACCCUGUUAGAGGGAGAGGAGAUCAGGAUGUCAAGCGAUUUCACAACACCGGUCAACAUCUCUGUGGUCAGCAGUUCCAGCACCAUCAGUGGAGGAGGAGGAGGCUCUGCGGGAUACGGCCUUGGAGGGGGAAGUGGAUAUGGCAUCGGAGGGGGAAGCACCUUGAGUGUCGGCGGAGGAGGUGGAGGUAGCUAUGGACACAGCCACAUCAGUGGUGGAGGAGGACGAGUGAGCCGGUUUAGCAGUGGAGGCAGCCUGAGCGGUUCUGGAAGCAUCACUGGUGGCGGGUAUAGCUAUGGAGGGGGUGGCUCCAGUGUGAAGGUCGUGUCAUCCACAAGCUCCUUGAGCAAAAGAAUAAGCACCUAA